Molecule: messenger RNA, 2199 nt
Organism: Trichogramma pretiosum
Lineage: Eukaryota; Metazoa; Arthropoda; Insecta; Hymenoptera; Trichogrammatidae
Product: N-alpha-acetyltransferase 60
Exons: 2
Coding region: 568-1944 (458 amino acids)
Biological process (GO): N-terminal peptidyl-methionine acetylation
Cellular component (GO): Golgi membrane
Molecular function (GO): protein-N-terminal amino-acid acetyltransferase activity; histone acetyltransferase activity
Source: RefSeq, a predicted model, not a curated record
AGCGCGAUUGCCAAGUGCGAGCGAACGCAAAGCAGUAUAAGUUCGAGUCGGACACAAAAACACGCGACGCACGGCCAGUGUUUACACGGAGCUUGCUACGGCAGCAAGGCCGUCAGAUCGCGAUCCCGUUUGAGGUUAAACGCGCUUUGGCCUCUGUCGCAGUUCCCAACUACUGCUCCCCUUUAAAUUAUCAUAACGCGUGUGCAGUCUCUCUCUGUGCGCGAUCUUGCAUGGCUCGAGUUAAUACGGAGAAUAGGCGUCGUGAGAAUAAUCGGAGAAAACGUCGAUAGUUCGAGUGUGCUCGUGGUGACAGGUACGCAGCAACGACGACGACGACGACGACGACGGCUACGUCAACAAGAGCGAAAUGUUGUCGAAACAGCCUGGGCAACGACAGCUGCAGCAACAGACGCGACUGAUCGAAAACGUCAAUUAUAACGUCGGUGCGAACGCGAUAACGACGUUGGCCUCGUCGAAGCUGUCGGCAACGACGUGACCAGUCGAGCCGUCAGCGCGGCCUGUGUCGACUCGGCUCGUCGAUGCACCAACUGCAGCAGCUCGGCAAACAUGUCGAAAUGCAUGAGCCAACAGCAUCUGCAGCAUCAUCAUCAACAGCAGCAGCAGCAACAGCAACAUCAUCCACAACAUCCACAACAACAGCAGCAGCAGCAGCAGAAGGUGCAGCAGUCGACUAACUGCGGCCUUCCUUACGCUGCUGCUAGUCCCGUAAAGAGCCGCGUGACGGACAGCGACAACAACGAAGACGACGACGACAACGACGUCUACUCGAUCUCGUACCUCGGCAACAACAAUCGCACGGGCUCCUCCUCGUGCGAUCGCCACAAUCUCCUGCAGCAACGCGACAACAACAGCAGCAUCGAGUCCGACAACUUCGGCGACGGUGACAUGUAUCAGGCCCUGCUGAGGUACGAGAAUCAGACCCGCGACUCGUGCGACUGCAGCCGCGGCGAGCUGAGCAACAAGCAGCAGCCGCUCUCGACGGGCGCCGCCGCUGCAGCCUCGAUCAGCUGCAGCAACGAGGCCUUCGUCGUCGGCGGCGAGGACCGCUGUCGUCUGCAGGAAGAGGAGGAGAUCAUCGAGUCGACGAGCGCCUCGACUCCGCUGCUGCUGUCGGCAGGGCCGCGGAUCGAGCUGCUUCAUCACGAGUCGACGCCCAGCUCCUCGAACGGCAGCAUCAGCGGUGGCAGUAGCAGCAGCAGCCACAGCAACAGUAACAGCAACAGCAGCAGUCGCUGCGUCAACAGUACCGUGCCUCUGUGCCUGCUGAGCGACGUGCAGCUGCGCUUCCUCUGCCCCGACGAUCUCGAGGAGGUCCAGGCUCUCUGUCAAGACUGGUUUCCUAUAGAUUACCCUUAUUGGUGGUACGAGGACAUCACGUCGUCGUCUCGAUUCUACGCUCUCGCGGCCGUCUACGGCGGUGUCAUAAUCGGCCUGAUAGUCGCCGAGAUCAAGCCGUACGCGAAGCUCAACAAGGAGGACCGCUCGGUGCUGUGCUCGAGCUUCGGCAUCGACUCGCUGGUCGGCUACAUACUGAGCCUCGGGGUGCGCCGGGCCUAUCGUCGCAACGGCAUCGCGUCGCUGCUGCUGGAACAGCUGAGGGCCCACGUCACCGCGCCGGAGCGAUCCUCGGUCAAGGCCGUCUUUCUCCACGUCCUGUCGAGCAACACCCCGGCCAUACGCUUCUAUCAGCGCUGCCACUUCAGCCUGCACAGCUUUUUGCCCUACUACUACAACAUCCGGGGCAAGUCCAAGGACGGCUUCACCUACGUGCUCUACGUGAACGGGGGCCACGCCGCCGGCGGACUCUGGGACUGGAUGAGACACAUAGCCGGCUCCGUGGCCAAUCUCGGCCAGUGCCGAGUUCCCCGCUGGAUCUGGCAGCGAAUGCUCUGGGCGACCACGCUCUUCUUUUAUCACAGAUGAUACCUCCGGUGUGUCAUUUUUAAUCUCGAGAGCUAACCAAAGUCUAACCAUAUACUCGUUUACCAAAUGUGGGCACAUUCGAAAAAAUACGUAAAUUUUUUCUCGAACCAAGACUUUCUCAACAAGUUGUGUUAAUAAUCGUUAUGUAAAUUUUAUUCGUUCAUGUGUUUUGUGAUCUUUUAACGCUUAGAAUUGAUAUUAUUACUCUGUAAAACACGUGACAAAAAUAUAUUUGAAUUUUAUUGAAUUUAACUA